Messenger RNA from Cooperia oncophora, 261 nucleotides. Lineage: Eukaryota; Metazoa; Nematoda; Chromadorea; Rhabditida; Trichostrongylidae. The record is from the annotation of a GenBank genome assembly.
AUGGGAUGCGGUUUUGGUGGACUCGGAAUGUUUGGAGGAUACGGCGGCAUGGGUGGCUACGGCAUGGGCGGAUACGGCGGAUACGGCGGAUAUGGCGGAUAUGGUAUGGGCUAUGGCCUGGGAGGCAUAGGAUAUGGCGGCUUCGGUGGAUACGGCAUGGGCGGUUUGCCUUGGAGGAUGUGGAUUCGGCAAAUAGCCAAGCAUGGUAACACUUCCAUCAAUAAAGUUCUCAGUCGCCUGCAUUUCUUCUACCUCAUGUAA